AAUUAAUAGAUUGUUGAUAAGGUUUUGAUGUUUCAUCAUAAAGGUCCGAUUCACUUCCUACUCUGGUGGCAAGAGCAAUCUGGAAAAUUUUGCCUACCUGCCAACAACAAUUAUGAAUGUUGUAAACGGAACACCUGAAUAUGCUCAAUGGAACUACAGAAUCGCGUGCCAUCCCUUGAAAGAUGAUCUACCAACAGCAGUAUUCAAACUUGAAGACGAUGUUUCAAUAAGAAUGCAGCGUAAAAUGCCACUAGACAGGGUUAAUGAAACUCGUGUUGCAAGGUUUACUCUUGCGGAAAGGUUACCAAGGAACCAUAGACCAGUACAUGAAAGGAGUUAUCACUGGGGUCUCCUAGAUGACUUGAUGUACCAAAUUCCUGGCAAGGACAACUAUGGAGCUGUGAUUACAGAUGAUGCUCUUGGACUUACGUUGUAUGAUAUUCACUCGACCACAGAACCUAUGGUGAAAGUUAACACCGCUCAAUACAACAGAUAUUACAAAGUGGUAGAAAAGGAUGCUAUGGGCAACAAAGUUGUACAUAGAGGUUUCUCUGACCCGAACAUGUUUGCUGCUCAGACAACAAACCCAAAGAUUUCUGGGCUAGCUGUAACGACUUGUCAUACAACGGGACACGGUCACAACAGACACGAGGUUUGUAAAACGGUGAAAGAGAGAUACACAUGGGCGGUACCACUCGAGAUCGUGUACAUGACACCGCUGCUAAAAUGGAACCCUUACAACCUGCAUCACGUCGAGUCAUCAAGAGGUCCAGCAAUUGCCAGUGUCGUACAUGGUCCAAAUGGUACACGUAAUGGUGGUUUCACAGUAGACAAGGCAUUUAAUGGUACCCAUGGCAAGGCUUUUUACAGAACACCAGUCGAAUUCUUCUCAACAACUAAGGCAGUUGGAUCCGACCGAGCCGAUACAGCUAAAGGAUCCGUCGGAGUGCUGGAUAGAAAUGGUGUAGUUCGUAAGACAGUUGCGUCCGGUAACCGUAUCGUUCUUCCAUCUAUUGGUGGAGGAGUUGGUAAAGUAAGAACCCGCUACCCGAUAAUGCCACUUCACUCUGAUGGUCAGGAUACAAGAAAGGAACUUGAUGCUCUUAAGGAUAUGGUGAUGAGAAUGCCAACGUACUCUGCCUUAUUCGAAGAAAUACCAACAACAGUCUCGAAAGCAAACACCCUUUUCCUCGAGCAAGAACAUGUUCUAAAGGUCUCACCUACCACACGUGAUCCUCCUGGACUCCACGAGCACACCAUCCUUAUUCACGAGUAUGACAUUGAAGACAUGAAGAAAGGUCAGGUUGUCAAAGGUCUACUUACAAGCAUUGAUAACGGUCACCAGCACAGCAUUGAUAUCAAGAUGAACAGUAAUGGAGACUACGUCAUGGUGUCGUGUGACGGCAUGGCUCACUGCUGGGAUGGUCACGAUAGUCAUCUAACAUUGGACCAUUAAAUGUUCAUGUAGCAAAAUGGUUAAAAUAUAAACAAAACUUUG
Ruditapes philippinarum (Manila clam) is the source of this 1498-nucleotide messenger RNA. RefSeq lists its product as uncharacterized. The coding region runs from base 113 to 1456 and encodes 447 amino acids. The record is from RefSeq and is a predicted model, not a curated record. Lineage: Eukaryota; Metazoa; Mollusca; Bivalvia; Venerida; Veneridae. The transcript is spliced from 10 exons.